Aspergillus versicolor CBS 583.65 is the source of this 435-nucleotide messenger RNA. RefSeq lists its product as uncharacterized. The transcript has a single exon. The coding region runs from base 1 to 435 and encodes 144 amino acids. The record is from RefSeq and is a predicted model, not a curated record. NCBI's taxonomy places the organism in Eukaryota, Fungi, Ascomycota, Eurotiomycetes, Eurotiales, Aspergillaceae.
AUGCCUCGAUGGACAUUUGAAACAACACCAGGGACCUUCACCCGCGAAGAGAAGCAUCUCAUCGCGCACAAGGUCACCGAUCUCUACAUCGCCCGCGGAGUCCCAAGUUUCUUCAUCAACGUCUUCUUCCACGAAAACGGCCCCGACAACUUCUUCAGCGGCGGAAAGAACCCUCCAGAGGCGGUGUUCUUCCACAUCGACCACGCCAUCAGGAAGCUCCCCGACGAAGAGGCACGCAAGAAGUUUAUUGCGGAAGCCAACGCCAUCAUGAAGCCGAUUCUCGACCCCAAGGGAAUCAAAUGGGAAUCGAACAUCUAUGAGCACCCUAGAUAUAACUGGAGAAUCAAUGGCAUGAUUCCUCCGGUUGAACACCCCGAGAUUAUGAAGGAGUGGAAGGAGAAGGAUAUGGCGAUCGCGUAUGAGGGUGCUGAGUAG